This is a messenger RNA of Plasmodium vinckei vinckei, 4263 nucleotides long. RefSeq names its product conserved Plasmodium protein, unknown function. The transcript has a single exon. The coding region runs from base 1 to 4263 and encodes 1420 amino acids. The record is from RefSeq and is a predicted model, not a curated record. Lineage: Eukaryota; Apicomplexa; Aconoidasida; Haemosporida; Plasmodiidae.
AUGGAAAGCUCACUAGAGAUAAUUGGGGAGGGGAAUAAACUGAUUGUGGUUAGAAAAAGGGAAGAAGAAUAUAGACAUAUAGUUUAUAAUUAUUACUCCAAACUACUAGCAAAUAAAGGAUUUAAUAUGAUUAACUAUGAAUAUAAAUUAUUAAGCACAAACAUUUUAUACUCUUAUAUUGACACCUUUAAAUACAUACAUUAUUUUAGUGAUAUGUUUAUAAAAAAUGUAGUUAUAAAAAUUUUAAAAGAUAAUGAUAUAAAUUAUUUAAAUGUCAUGCUACAAUAUUAUUGGGUUAAAAAGUUAACAUAUAAUAAUAAGCAAAUAUUUGAUGACAAUUAUUUAGUUGAUAAUAAUUUUGUUGUUUUUAAUUCAGAAUUUACUGAUUUUAUAAAAGAUAUAUUAGAUAAUUACAAUUUAAAAAGAAUACUAAUUUAUAUAAAAAAUCAAUUAAAGUUAUUCAUUAAAAACCAAAAGGAAGCUAAUCCAGAAAUUGCUGAAAAUGUGGACAAGUUUGUCAGACGAUUGCAAAAAAAAAUGAAACAACUAUUAGAACUUAUUUAUAAUUAUAUAGAAAUAUUUAAAAAAUCAGAUAUUUAUAAAAAUCAAAUUUCUAAUAUUAUUCGCAAUAUACAAAUACAUCUUAUGAGCCUUACUAAACAUGAUAUCGUGAAAUAUUUAUUGGCACACUAUAAUAAUUAUAUUAAUAUGCUAAACAAAAUAAAAGAAGAAUACGAAGAAAAUCAAGAAAGAGAAAAAAAAAAACGCAUAACAACAAAUCAAUAUAUGUUUAAGGAAAUUUAUAAUUUUCACAAUUUUGUUUGGUAUAACAAUUUAAAAAGGUAUAGCAUUGGAUAUGUAGAGGAAAACUUGUUCUUCAUACCCCCAUAUUUACAAUUGCUAAGCACAAUUAAUAAUCAACCUAAGAACCAUGAAAAUAGUGAAAAUAUUGAGCAAGAUAAGAACGAGGAUCUUCCAAUUUCACAAGAAUCCAACCAGGACAAUAAAGAAAAAAAUAAUGAUAAUAAACAUUUGAAUUUUCACGAUAGUUAUAUUAGUGUCGAAUUAAAAUUAAAAUGUGGUAUCCCAGAUUAUAAUGAUAUGAUAGACAAAUAUAAUAUCCAACAAAUAAUAAAAUUAAAUAAUAAAAAAAAUAUACAACAGUUAUCAUUAUAUGAGCCAAAUGAGUUUUUUAAUCUUAAUUUCAAGGACAUCUUUACGAAUUUAAAUUAUAUAUUUUUAUCGAAAAAUAACAAUAUGAACAUGUACAUAAAUAACAAAAAGGAGAAAAGCACAGCUCUUUCACAGCUUAACUAUUCUUCAAAUUAUUUAAAUAGGAAGAAUGAUAAAAGGCAUAGCAGUAUUAAUGAAAAGAGUGAUGCAUUUUGGGAAAUGAAAAAAAAAAGUAAAAAUAAAUCCAUUAAAUUAUAUUUUGAUUAUCUAAACGGAAAACAAGAGCGAAAAAAAGAUUUAGAAUCUUUCAAUUUAGAAAACUUCAAGCAUCCUGUAUUUUCGUCAUAUAGCAGUAUAGCAUGCUAUGUUGGGAAAAAAAAAGACAAUAAUAACGCUAAUAAUUUCACUAUAUCUAGUAACAGCAAUAAAGCACAUGGGGCUGCACGCUCAGGUGAAACUAAUAAUUUUGAAAAAAUAUAUGCUGGUGAAGAUACCUAUACAAAUGUCUUUCAUGACACUGUUUUGUACUUGUUAAAUAAAAUUCAAAUGAAAAUGUCAUGGGGAAUGCCCAAGAAGAAAAGAAAUAUAAUAGAUUAUUCUCAAAGAUAUUUAUUUGUCCCAAAACAUGUAAAAUAUGCUUAUAAAAAUUAUAUAUUUAGCAAUAAUUUUUAUUUAAAAUAUAUAAUGAACAAAAGUGCAGAUUGCAAACUUAGAAAAGUGUUAUCUUCAUUAAAAAAAAAAAAUUAUAAAAGCAGUGUAGAUGAAUUAUUGGAUAUAUGUGAAUUAUAUAAAGAUAUUUAUUAUUUAAAUUUUCUAUCUCUUUAUAAAAAAACAUGUUAUUUAUUAGAAGCACGAUACCGUUUAAUUUUGGGAAAUUAUUUAGACGAUAAAUUACAUUCUAAUGGUUGGAAAAAAAACAAAGUAAAGGGAAAAACAAUAUGGGACCAAGAAUUGGCUCAGUAUGAAUUCAAAGGAAAUUCCAAUCAGAAAAAAAUUCGAAAAAAAAAUAUUAAAUUAAGUUACAGAAGGAUAAAAAAUGAAAUUAUUCAAUUUUUUAUGCAAAAUAAAGAAUUAUUAAAUGACCCAGAUUUGUUGAAUAAUUUCGUUUCCAAUACAAAAAAUAAUAUAACAAAUCUUAAUGGUAUGUUUUUAAAUGUAAAAAAAUGGUGUGAACAUUUUUUCCAUGUUUACAAAAAUGAAUUAAUUAAAUUAAAAGAUAACAAAUUUCCUAUAUGGAAAGAACAAUUUGACAUAAAAAAAGAGGAGUUACUUAAAAUAUAUGAAGAAAAAAUUAAAAAAAAUAUUCUAUAUAUAUAUGAUACACAAAUCAAAACAAAUUAUUAUUAUAACACCCUAAUUACAAAUGAAAUGAAUUUAGCAAUUAAGGGAUAUUUUGAAGAAUUGCAAUAUAAUGCGGAAAAAAUUCUUAACACCAUCAAAAAUAAUAUAGCCAAUGAAAAAGGCCAUAUAUCAAAAUUUCGUAAAAUUUUUAAUGGAUUGUUUUAUGCAUUAAAAAAUGCUUAUAUAUGUGAGAUUGGUAGCUGCCGUUACUUAUGCAGUGGUAGUACUUUUGGAUGGAAUAAUAAUAAUACUUAUGUUGGUUCUGUAAAUAUGAUUAAACAAGUGCUAAAUAAUAAUAAUGCAAUGAUGGCAUGCAAAAAAGUUACCGAAAUUAAUAAAAAUACCUUAAACUUACUAAUUUUAACAAACGUUAUAAGACAUGAAAAAAAUAUAUUUUAUAAAAUGUUGUACUUCCAUUCCUUCAGUGCAGGGCAGAUACAAUUAGUUUAUUUUAUGAUGGACUUUAUAGAUAUUUUUGGAAAAUUAUUUAAUUUAAAAAAAAAAAAACAUAUUUUUUCAAAUUUUAUGUAUUACAAAUCAAGUUUGAAGGAUAUUUUUAUGCCUAAGGAAAAUCACUAUUUUAAUUCAAACAAACAUUUGCGCCAUUUGGUGGAUAUUAAAAAAUUGAAGAGAAUAGAAAAUUAUGUUUUUAACGAGGAAAAUAUCCGAAAAAAACUAAAACGUAAACAUCGUAGUAGGGAUACGAAAAAAACAAAUUCACAAUAUAGAUAUAAAAUAAAAUAUAAAAAUUUUAUUUAUAUGCAAAACGCUCAUUUUAUGCUUGGAAAUGAACUCCUAAUUGAGGCCUUAGAUAUCAUUAAUAAGUUAUGCAAGCAUAAGUUUGAUUAUCUAGAAUCUGAUAUAAAAAUUAACACAAGAAAAUUAUAUUACGGAUUAUAUAAAAGUGCAAAAAAAUUUACAAAAAGAUAUACAUGUGACUACAAAAGCGAUUUUAGAAGAAACCAUAAAAAAAGUAAAAAAUAUAUAGCUAAUAAAUUUUUAUCAAAAGAAACAUUUAUAACAAAUGAGCAUUUCGAAUAUUUAACUAAUGCAUUACAAGUUUAUCGAAAAAAAGUUGGACUAAUUAAUUUGGAUAAAUAUAUUAAUAGAAGACGAAUAGCAUAUAAUCAUGAUAAAAUAUAUAAAAAAGCUUUAUUAAUUUUUAAGAGUAUGAUAUAUUUUGUUUGCCGUUAUUUAAUAAGCAAAACCUUUUGUGAUAACAGCACAAUUUUUAACCUAUAUAUACCAACUUCUAACAAGGCUAAUGAUGUAGAAAUUGUUAAAUUUUUAGAGAACAACAGAUUUAAGCCAUUAAUUCUAAGCAAAAAUAGUAAUAAAAAAGAAGACCAAUAUUUGAGUAAUGAUCAAAAAAUUAAUGAAGAAGAUUCAUCUAAAAUCGUUCCACCCGAAAAAAACGAUAAAGGCGAAAAAAAUAAUAAUGUUGAAGAGGAAUCCAUGAAAAAACACAUUAAGAAAUAUGUUAGGAGAAAUAAAUUAUCUUCUUAUCAAUAUCCAUUUAUAAUACUAAAUUUAAGUAGAAAAAAACGUGAUUUUAUGAAAAAAGAAUAUAAGCAAUUUAAAAACCGUAUGAUAAAUUCUUAUAUUCCAUGGGAUAACAAACAAAUAUUUUAUCGAAUAAGUUUAAUAGACUUAUCUAUGAAAUCUAUAAAUAAAAUGGGAUAUUGGAAAAAACAAAUGGAAUCGAUUUUGUCCGUUUAUAGAGAGUAUUCCCAAUGUACAUUAAAUUAG